AUGGGCGUCCACGCGCGACGGCACGGCAGUUGUGCUCCGUCCCCCCGUGACGGUUUUCGCAAUGCAGCAUGUGUGGUCCACUGGCCUUGCGCGUGCCUCGUGCGGCGCUGGUGGCUGACGCACGGGAUGCCGGGUGGGUGUGAGAGCGGCACGCUGCGUUCGGCUCUGCCUGCUUUCCUUUUUGUUUACCUGCAUGUUUUCUUUAGUUCCUUUCCUUUGCGCCCCACUCCGCGCCAACCACGCGCGGCUGCCGGGUGCAUCCGCGGCCCUGGUGCCAAUGCAUGCGUGGUCCCCGCCGUGGCCUGCGGGAAGCCUUGUUUGUAUUGCGCUGCCGUUGUGCCGUACGCGCCCCCACUGGCGCUCUCACUUCCCCUCCGCUGCCUCCUGUGCACCGUGCCCUCCUCUUCUUUCUUCCUCUUCCUGCGGCAGUAA
Trypanosoma conorhini is the source of this 432-nucleotide messenger RNA. RefSeq lists its product as uncharacterized. Bases 1 to 432 code for a protein of 143 amino acids. NCBI's taxonomy places the organism in Eukaryota, Euglenozoa, Kinetoplastea, Trypanosomatida, Trypanosomatidae. The record is from RefSeq and is a predicted model, not a curated record. The transcript has a single exon.